AUGGCUUUGAUGAAUGGUGUGGAAAUGAAAGCUGAUGGUGAUUGCUCUGGACAAGCAGCAGUACAAGUCAUCAUAGGGGAGACCAUAGCAAGUGACUACUACCAGAGUAGAGCGCUGGUAUAUUUAGUCAAACACUUUGGUUGGUCUUGGGUCGGAGCUGUAAACAGUGAUAAUGACUAUGGCAACAAUGGAAUGGCAAUUUUUUUGAAUGCAGCAAAAGAGGAGGGAAUAUGUGUUGAGUACUCUGAGAAGUUUGAGCGGUCAGAUACUGCAAAAAUUAUAAAAGUGGCAGAUAUUAUUAGGAAAGGAACAGCCAAAGUAAUUGUCUUAUUUCUUGCCCAUUUUGAUAUAAAAAUUUUAAUAAGCCAGCUUAACCUAAAGAAUGUAACUGGCUACCAGAUAAUUGGUGUUGAAGGAUGGAUCACUGCUGUUAAGCUAAUUACACCAGAAAGUUACAAUAUAUUGGGUGGUUCCAUUGGUUUUGCUUUAGAAAAACUAAAGAUUGGUGGUUUUGCUAACUAUGCCGUGAAUAAAUUUUGGCAUUCAGCAAUUCCUUGUUUAAAUAAAGAGGAAAACCUCACCCAAACUGGAAACAAUUGCAGCAAAUAUAAGGAUAUCAUUCGAUUCAGAAAUUACAAUGAAGAUAUACCAGAAGUGAGAUGUGCAAAUGACAUGUACAAUGCAGUUUAUGCUGUAGCACAUUCUCUACAUAGCCUUUUGAAAUGCACAGAUAACCAAAGUUGUGAGAAAGACAAAAAAAUUCAACCAUGGCAGGUUGUUGAAGCUCUGAAAAAAGUCAAUUUUACCACCAAUUUAGGAGACCGUGUUUGGUUUGACAGCACUGGGGCAACAGCUGCAAGGUAUGAUGUGGUAAACUGGCAGCGAGGACUCAAUGGGCAAGUGGAGUUUAAGGUUGUGGGCUAUUAUGAUGCCUCUUUGCCAAGUGGAAAACAAUUUGUCCUAAAUGCUGAACAUAUAGUCUGGGCUGGAGAGAAAAGAGAGAAGCCAAGGUCUGUGUGCAGUGAGAGCUGUCCUCCAGGCACCAGGAAAGCUGCGCAGAAAGGAAGGCCUGUCUGCUGUUAUGACUGUAUACCAUGUGCAGAGGGAGAGAUCAGUAACCAGACAGGAGAAUUCUGGUCUAAUGCUGUCAGAAAUAAAUGUGUGUUAAAAGUCAUAGAGUUCCUUUCAUUUACAGAGGUUAUGGGAAUAAUACUGGUAGCUUUUUCUUUAGUUGGAGCCGCAUUAACUGUAUUAGUUGUUAUCUUAUUUCUAUCAGAAAGAGACACUCCUAUUGUUAAGGCCAACAACUCUGAGCUGAGCUUCCUGCUGCUGUUCUCUCUGACUCUGUGUUUCCUCUGUUCACUUACUUUUAUUGGACGGCCCUCUCAGUGGUCCUGUAUGCUGCGUCACACCGCAUUUGGGAUCACAUUUGUCCUCUGUAUAUCCUGUGUUUUAGGCAAAACAGUAGUUGUGCUAAUGGCUUUCAGGGCUACACUUCCAGGCAGUAAUGUCAUGAAAUGGUUUGGGCCUCCACAGCAGAGACUCAGUGUAUUUGCCUUCACUCUCAUACAGGUCCUUAUUUGUGUGCUUUGGUUAACAGUUUCACCUCCCUUUCCCUACAAAAACAUGAACUAUUACAAGGAAAAAAUCAUAUUAGAAUGUAAUAUAGGCUCUGCUAUAGGUUUCUGGGCAGUACUGGGUUAUAUUGGUGUUCUGGCUUUCUUGUGCUUUGUUUUGGCUUUUCUAGCUAGAAAGCUGCCAGAUAAUUUUAAUGAAGCUAAAUUUAUCACAUUCAGCAUACUCAUAUUCUGUGCCGUGUGGAUCACCUUUAUUCCAGCUUAUGUCAGCUCUCCUGGAAAAUUUACUGUAGCUGUGGAGAUAUUUGCUAUUUUGGCAUCCAGUUUUGCUUUAUUAUUCUGUAUAUUUACCCCUAAAUGCUAUAUUAUACUUUUUAAACCUGAACUAAACACAAAGAAAAAUAUGAUGGGUAAAUUGGCAUCUAAAUCACUUUGA
Clarias gariepinus (North African catfish) is the source of this 2013-nucleotide messenger RNA. RefSeq names its product extracellular calcium-sensing receptor-like. The coding region runs from base 1 to 2013 and encodes 670 amino acids. Gene Ontology annotation, biological process: G protein-coupled receptor signaling pathway. NCBI's taxonomy places the organism in Eukaryota, Metazoa, Chordata, Actinopteri, Siluriformes, Clariidae. The record is from RefSeq and is a predicted model, not a curated record. Gene Ontology annotation, cellular component: membrane. Gene Ontology annotation, molecular function: G protein-coupled receptor activity. The transcript has 5 exons.